AGCUACCACAACAUGGAGUAUGCUGUGCCCAAGUACCCGGUUGUCGGGGAAACUGGCCUGGAGCAGUUCCCAGGUGGCCUGGCCCAUGGCCAGGACUACAGCUUCUUGCAGAACAUCCUGGUGGAUGGUGGCAGCCAGUUCGGUGUCACUGCACUGGCCUUUGAUACCCAGGAGGAACUCCUUUGGAUGGGAAAUCAGGGGGGCCACGUGACGUCCUACUACACCUGGCAACUGCAGAAGUACACGUCUUUCCAAGUGCACGCCGCUAACGAGGUGCGCCAGUUGCUGACCAUCGAUGCCGGUGUCCUGUCUCUCACCUGCAACACUCUUCGCCUCAACAACCGCAGGGGACUGAUUGCAUUCCACCACAGCUCCGAAGAAUUGGAGGACAUGAACUGCAUGGCACUGUCGCCCUCUGGCUCGUUACUAAUGGGCGGUAAUCAGACAAGCCUCAUUGAGCUGGAUCUUGCCACGGGUGAGCAGACCACAGUUGCUGAUGUUGGGGAGAACGGCUGCGCUGUCAUAAGGAGGCACCCACGCUUUAUCUGCUGUGCUGACUUCACGGGCAAGGUUGCACUGCGGGACCCGUCAACUUUUAAGGUGGAGUACACAUUAGAAUCACUUUCGGAAACUGGUGUGCUGUCUGACUUUGAUGUGCUUGGGAACAUGGUCGUCACAUGUGGCUUUACCAACAGACAUGGUACGCUUGCGGUGGAUCCAUUCAUAAAAGUCUACGACCUGCGUGUCAUGCGUGCUGUGGCACCAAUCCAGAUGAUGUUCCCACCUUUGUUGCUGCGCUUUGUUCCCGCCUUCACUUCUCGCCUCUUCGUUGUGUCUCAGACCGGUCAGUUCCAGCUGGUGGACACCAGCACCUUGACCCAAGCGUCGUACAUCUACCAGCUGGAGACUGGAGGUGCAGCUCUUCACGCCUUUGACACUUCCUCAUCCUGUCAGGCCUUGGCUUUUGGGGAUGUUGCUGGCUACCUUCAUCUCUAUGGGGCCAGUGCUCAUGUCAACUUCAAUAAUUUCAGCCAACCGACUGAAUUUGCUGACCCGGAAGAGCCACUGCACCCAAUUGAUAUCAAUGACGAGAUAGCCCCCCUGUCCACCAUACCCAUGCCCUACUGCAGUGGCAAGCUGGUCUCUGACCUUCCCAAGGAGUUCAUUAAAUAUGUCUACAGGAGGCCAGUUCCAAUUGACCCUGUCAUACUGAACACCAUGAAGAUGGUGGGCUCCAUUGGGUAUGCCCCAAACCCUGGUCUCUGGAAGCGCAACGAAGUGCGCUACCCACACGAAGCACACCACCGCAGGACCAAGGAGACCCGUGAAGAGACUGACAUGAUCCCACAGUGGUAUAAGAAGAUUGACGUGAAGUAUUCCAAAAUGGGCAUUGAGGAUUUUGACUUUAAUCUCUACAACCGCACAUGCUUCGCAGGCCUCGAGACGAACCUACCUAAUGCGUACUGCAAUAACAUGAUUCAGGUUCUGUACUUCACGGAGCCCCUGCGCUGUGCCAUCAUGAACCACAGCUGCCAGCGAGAGUUCUGCCUCGCAUGUGAGCUGGGCUUUCUCUUCCACAUGCUGGACACUGCCCAGGGCAUACCUUGUCAGGCGAGCAACUUUCUUCGUGCAUUUCGGACAAUUCCGGAGGCAUCUGCCUUAGGCCUCUUGCUUUCCGAUUCGGAUGAUGCUCGCAAGAAGGUCAACUUCCCACGACUCGUGCAGAGCUGGACACGAUUUGUGCUUCAACAGAUACACUCGGAAACACCAGAAGUUCAAGAUGAUGAGAUGCAGAAAACAGAGAAAGCUGGUGAGAUGGGCAGCCAGGUGAGCAAGCUGUUUGGCUGGACGCUGCUCAAUUCCAAUCAAUGUCGUUGUGGCAACAUCAGGGAGAAGGAGUCGACCACCCUACUGUGCUCCCUCGUCUACCCCGAGCCUCUGCCCCCUGUACCUGAACGUGUGACACCUCACUAUCCUUUCACCGAGAUACUGAAACGAAGCCUUUGCCUCGAAAGCACCAUGCCUGCCUGGUGUGACAAGUGCGAGAAAUACCAGCCCACGCUGCAAAGCAAGAGGCUAAAGUCAUUACCAGAAAUACUGACUGUCAGCUCGGGUUUGGAAAAUCAGCAGGACCUCAACUUUUGGCAGACCCAAACUGAAAUGUUCGGCAACAAAGAUAGCAAAGCAAUGUCCUUCUGUUCCUCGGCUCCUGUGCCUAAGCGGUGUCGGUACGGCAACUGCUGCACUCGGGCUGGCUGCAAGUUCUUCCACGAAAAAGACAAAGGAAAGAGGUAUGUGGCUUCUAAAGUGGAUGUGGAUACAAGUGUUCAAAGUGCUUGUUCCUGGCUUCCCUUGUCUAUACUCGUCACCUUGAAUCACGAUGGAACUGUGGACAUUUGUCGAGCUGACUGUAAGACCGAAGCCUCCACAUCCCAAGACACAAGCUCGGACACCGGAAAAGAUGACAGCAUUGUUGGGAAAGACAAAAAGCCCAGUGCAGGGAAGGAAGGACAAGCUGGUAACGGCAACGAAGGAGAUGACUCUGAGAUGAAGGAGGAUGAAGUUGAUGUGCAGAGGGAAGAGGAAGAAGCCAAAGCAGUUCUGUAUGAGCUGACAUCAGUGGUGUCCGUGGUAAACAACAGCCGCACCAACAUUGUGAGCUGCAUCCGGGUGGGGCCCUCGUACCACAUCCAUCACCAGGGGGGACCGGCCACCCAGUGGUACCUCUUCAACGACUUCACCAUCGUGCCCAUUUCUCCCGAAGAAGCGGUGUGGCUUCCCCUGGACUGGAAGCUACCCUGUGUCCUGCACUACACAGUGGCUGACAUCUCCAACAAGCCUCCACCAACAGUGAAGGCAGCUGUGUCAGCAGAAGUGUUCCAGCAAGACAUCUCUUUAGCGGCGAAUGGUGGUCGGCGUCACGUCACCUUCACUCCGCUUUCACCGAGUGAGAUACUGAAACAGGGCGACAUUGUUGCCAUGGAUGCAGAGUUCGUCACCCUAAACCAAGAAGAAGCAGAGAUACGGAGUGAUGGAACAAGGUCUACCAUUCGUCCAUCCCACAUGUCCGUCGCCAGGAUCUCCUGCAUUCGAGGGCAAGGGCCCCUUGAAGGAAUUCCAUUUAUUGACGACUACAUUGCAACUCAAGAACAGGUGGUGGACUACCUGACCCAGUUCUCGGGCAUCCAGCCUGGUGACCUGGAUGUUACCAUCUCGUCCAAGCAUCUGACCACACUUAAGGCUACUUACCGCAAACUUCGCUACCUCGUGGACGAAGGAGUUAUCUUUGUGGGCCACGGCCUCAAGAACGACUUUAGAGUCAUCAACCUUGUCGUGCCUGCUGACCAAGUGAUUGACACCGUGCUUCUUUUUCAACUGCCAAACAAGAGAAUGGUAUCUCUGCGUUUCCUGGCCUGGCAUUUCCUUGGACUGAAGAUCCAAUCCAAGAUGCAUGACUCCAUUGAGGAUGCGAAGACGGCGCUGCGACUGUACCGCAAGUACCAGCAGCUCGAGAGGGAAGGGCGGGUCACCGAGUCCCUGAAGGAGAUGUACGAGGCUGGCCGCAAGUCCUCGUGGAAGGUUCCCGGUGCCGACGAGGAAUGACAGUGCGACCACCUCUGGGCCGCAGUGGAAGGCUGCUGGCCCAGCCUCGACUCCCAGUGAAGGAGGUCGGGGGCAGAGAGUACGACACCGCAGUUGCCAGUUUCGUUGCCUAACGAGCUGCCUGGAGGUAAUGACCUCAAGGUAAUGUGGCAGCUUUGGCACAGUAUCGUGCUGGCCCUGUACGAGGGUUUUCAGCGACUGCUGUCUCAAGUUAUUAGAUAUAGCGCAGAGUGGGAGGAAGUUAACUUUGAUCAGUUCCAACGGGCCUAAUACCGGUGUCACACGGUCACUCAUGAUUGGCGGAAUAGGGCCCGAUCCGGAUCGAAUUUCUUGAUCGUGAUUGGCUCCUUUAUACAAGCUUCGGAAGGGAGCUAAUCACUGUUUGCAAAUUUGAUCCCAAUCGGGCUUAAUUGCAAUCAGCAGUGCGCUGUUUGAAAUCGUUAUAAAAUAUAUCAGAAGCAGAAAUGUAGAUGAACUAUCAAUGUUUGCUCUACAAAAUUUAUGGCAGCAGUGAGUAUCGGAAAAGAAACUAUAAAUUGCAAGAAGCUAUUAUAUUAACAAGCAGUUUUUGUCAGUUAACUUCUGGCACAGAUGCUUCGCAGUUUUGAAAUUGAAUCCAUUCAGGGGCUCAAGGCGUGUGCUCUUGCGGGGGUCCCCUGAAAUGGCACUAGUUCAGAGAUCGUCAUUGCCAAACUUGCAGUGUUAUGCAUCGGUAUUCCAGUUAUCAUUUUCCUACAUUGCCUCUCUCCAAAUUAUGCAGGAGAAACAGUGUAGCAUUCAGUUAUAGAAUUUCGGAAGUGGCAUUAUAUCAGUCGAUGCUAAUUUCACUCUCCCCAUUAAGUGAACGUACUUUAAGCACUUACAGUUUUCAUUUCCAACAUUUACUAUUCUCUGAUGUCCACUAGGUCUACAACUGAGAUACUUGUUAAUGGAAUUGAGUUAGUGGAGUUGUUUAGUGGAAAUUCCCACCCAAUUCUCUGUUCCCCACACUGCCAUAAUUUUUGUCCAAGAAAAAUAAACCUUUUCUUUUCCCUCUAGUUCAUCGAUUUAAUAACUUGAGACAGUUGUGGCUGAAACAUUAUGUGAGUGGCCAACAAUGCACUAUCGCAUUCGGGGGUGUUAUCUGGCCCAGGUAGCAGCAAGCCCAUCAUCGCUGCCUGCUGAAGUUGUUGAAAAUGGGCAGGCCAUUCUCAGUUGCCUGGUGACUUAAGAAACAUGCUUAAAGUAUGUGUAUAGCUUCACCUCACCCGUCAUAUCGAAGCACCUUGGAAAUGCCAAGGCAGCAUACAAUAGUUAACCUCACUGAAUGUCACCACAGGAUGUCGACUAUAAUUAGCAGCGCCAUUCUACGAUUGGGAAUGCAGCUGAAAUUUGGCACAGGCAUCAUUUAGUUGAAUGUUUUUUUUUUUGUGUGUGUGUGUGGCAGAAAGUGAGCAUAAGUAGCUGCAUUAAGACUGCAUCAUUGCCAAAGGCUUUGUCCCAUUAGUCUGAACACAGCCGUGCUUUGCAACGGCACUUCUUUGCACGUUUGUUAAACUAAGUGUCCGUAAUGGCACUGUCACUCAACCUAUGUCAUGUUAAAACAGCAACAUGAAAAUGGCGACACAUGCGCAUCAGUAGCCAUCAAAACGAAAACGGUUGGAGCGGACAGUUUUCGCACAGCCUAGAAAAAAAAAAGAAGACAAUUCGACUGAGAGGUCACGCCCCACUGUAGCAUGCCGUGAACGAUUUUUGCGACAAACUAGUGUUGGUCAUAAAUCUAUGCGCCUUCUUUGUCCGCUAGGAGAAACUACACGAUGUGAUGUGGGCACAUUUGUUGGGGCUGAUAGCGCGCAACACGAAAACCUGUCCGUUGCUGCCAUUGCAGUUGGGUCCUGGUCAAGCACGUGGGAUAUCUGUGUUGCAGGCAGCAACUUGUAAUGUGCUUGAAUGAUGUGAGGAUAGCAGAACCUUUGUACUUUUAUGUUAAAGUGAUGUAUCACUCAAUGACAAAGAUUAUAACAAUAUUAAAACGGUUGGAUAGGUUGCACUGUGAAAGCUUAACAGAGUCUUAAUAUCUACUUCAGUUUUUUACACACUAUGCUUGCCACGACGCUUACCAACAAUGUGAACAGCAGGUGGGGAUAGGUCUUGUUGUGUCCGCACAUGCCUACUGUGCCAUGCCAGCAGUAGAAAUUGUCUCGUAAAUUUCUCUACUCAUGUCUUUGCAGCUGUUUCACAUUGCCUUGCAUGCAACCAUUCUGAGGUCAUUGAUAAGGAUACCUGCAAAACUCGAGGCAGUGGCAACUAAUGGACCUGAUUAACAUCACGUCCAUUAGUUGUGGCAAAGAGCCUUUAGAAAAGCACCCAUUCAUGUGGAAGGCUGUGACAUGUCUGCUCUAGGUAGCUGUUUAACCAGUUUUGUACUGAUCUAACAGCAUUAUGACUUGGUUUAGUUGGCUUAAAUGCCUUCUGAACUGCAGUUUAGUAAUAAUGAAUGGGUGGGGUAUGAUUCCGUGCUUUUUUAUCAGUGUGGUAUAUUCAUUUCUUCCCCUGCAGUUCAAAGUGCACGGAUGUCCAUUUUGUGGGUUUUUUUAUGCGUUGACCAUUUGUGAGUAUGUAAUGUGUAAACUUUUGUCUAAUUCCUGCAAGCCUGCUGCAUUAUUCUAUGUCAUCUUUAUAAGCUAAGCGCUCUGGCAUAUGGAAAGCCUUUCCCUUGAUGGGAUAAUUUUUUGCCAUUGGUUAAAGGAACAUCUCACGAGAAACCACGAAAUAUUCACGUCAAGAAUGGCAAGAAGUGAUUUUUUAAACGUGCUUGUAGAUGUUCGUGCUGGGCAGCAAGGGCAACGGAAAAAUGCUGGCCUUGAACUUAGUUUCACUGACGGCCAGGUCGUGGAGGAAAUCUGUGGCUAGCACGAAACGCUUGGCAAAUCGUUUUGCAGAAGAGAAUGCAGUCUGCGAGCAGUGCAGUGAACUUGUACUUAAAUGCCACAUUGUAUAGUCUUGUUAUGAACUUACGGCCACCUAUUGAAUACCUUGUACUAUAAUCAUAACACCAAGAAUCCAUGCUGUAAGCCUAUUGAAGACUUCAGUACUGUGCCAAUAAGAUGGGAUCAACUGUUGCAGUAUUGUGUGACAAUCUAGAAGGAAAAGUUUGCCACGCACAGUUUAAUUAACCAAGGCUCCUUGAAGCAUGUUUAUUGCCACAGGGUCAUGCAAUUGAGGCUUUUUAUAGUGAAGCCAUACUCAACACAAAAGUACCUUCAUUGUAUCAAACGAUUCAUUACAGGCAUGUAUUUGUUACAUGUUGAUAUUGGCAAGACACAUUUUCGAUUUACCUUGUUGUAUAUCUAUGCUUGUUUUAUUGAGGUGUGACUUUUUUUUACAGUCUUGAAAUUCUGCUGAACUGCCAAUGUUAGCAUAAGCGGGCCUUUGCUUUCCCUGUUGUUAACAAUUUAUUAGAUUUCAUAUUGCAGCGCUCCAUUUAUAUAUCAGGCAAUAGGUGCCACAUUGGUUACAUCGAAGUUUUCCUGCCCUCUCUUAUUAGUAUGUCCUAAAUAUAGGUGCUAUAGUUCACGGUGAUGGAAUUUUGGUGAAAGUUCAAUGGUAGUGGAGAAAGUAUUUCAGUCCGGUGUUGCAGUUUUUGUUCACAAAUUGAGCCCUCCGAAGCCACCACCAAGAAAUCCGAUCAGAAGUUCGCGCCGUGUAUUUGCAUGUUGUGCAGUGGUAGAGACGUUGCGACUUUUAGUGCAUAAAUCAUUUGUACAUUGUCUGACAGACAGGAGAUUAAGGGCUUAUGUACAUUUUUGUGGCUUCUUUCCCUGUGCUGGCUGUACUUGCUUUGAAGCAGGCACAACAGCCUAGCUGAGAUUCAGUGUUAAAAAGUUUAGUUUUUCACAGUACUUUUUGAAAUACAAGGCGAGGCUGAUCUGCCUGACGAUCAUGUUGAUUUAAUUAAGCUAGUUUCUGUGUAAGCUAUACUGGAGUAUUUUUGUAUAGUGAACUACUUUGAAAAAUGACCGAAUGAGAGCUGUUACAUAAGCAUGUUUCUCUUGUAUUUCUCAUUUCGAUAUUAGUUGGUUUCACAGAUUAAGCUGGGAUGCAUCCUUAGUGUAUUGUUUUCCACAUCAGCUGCUUUUCCUUAUUUCUUUUGAAAUCUUUUCAAUUGACGCAUGCUGGUGGCAAGUAAUUGAGUUGAAAACACGAGCUAAAUUAAUUAAAGUGCUAUUUUCUCACAAUUAGCAAAUUGGAAACAGUGUAUUGUCUUUUAGCCAAUCGCUGAACGUACUGUAGCCUCAAAAAUUUAGACUUGAGGCCAAAAGCUGCCACUGUAACACACGCUCAAGUUUACUUGAGCGUUUCAACGUUUCAUCAUUUCAAUUUCACUGUUUCAAUUUCAUCGUUUCAAUGUUCAUACGUUUCAAUUAGUGCAAGUGGCACUUUCUUUUUCUUUUAGUGGUUAUUGCUUAAUGGCUGAGGAAAUGCAAAAGAAUGGCACUGAGGAAGGCACACUUCAUAACAUUUUACACCAACCAUUGUCAUUUCCAGCACGAAUAAGUAUACUGUAUUUACUCUAUUGUAACGCACACCCAAUCGUCAGUGCCAGCUAUGAAAAAUGCAGUAUGCUAUAUUGAGCAUUUGCCAGUUUCUCAUAGUAAGAAAAAUAUUAAUGACAGUUGGCUUUCCCUCGGAAAAAGGAAAAUUAUUUUAUCUGUGAUGUGGGAAAUUGUUGCUGUCGAAGACUGCCUUAUCACUACGACUGCCCAGAGCAUGUGAUAAUUGCCUUGCAGGCCACCGUAGCCUAUCAGUAGUGUCUAAAAUUGCCUAUUGAACUUACGUAGUGGGCACAAAUCCACUGCAGCUCAUACAAUGACAUGCAGAUAUGACUGCAGAAACUUUUGUACCAGUUAUAAUUGCAUGUUUAGCAGUCAUAUUUGGAUCUAAUGUGCAUACAAUUGUUUCCUAAAUUUUUCCAGGAAAAAGGUGUGCGUUAGAAUGGAAUAAAUGUUGUACCCUUCUUGAAUUCUCUUCAAGAUUUCUUGCUGAACCUACAUUUUUUUUCUUUGGGAUGAUAUACUCAGGUAAAUGGUUAAUUAUAUUGUUGUGCUUUACUCUUACGUUUUUUUGGAAGUUUUUUUACAAUGCUUCAAAAAAAUUUUUUGUAAUUGUUCUUGGCCUCAUGGUUAAUUGUUACUGUGUUCAGUUGCUGAUCUCAGUGGGCAAGUGUUUACUGUAGAACUGUGAUGUUGCAUCAAUCAUUCACCAAUGUUAUGUACAUUGUCUGUAAUUUUCAUACGCAUAAUAAAGAUGUUCAUUAUUUUUA
Molecule: messenger RNA, 8905 nt
Organism: Rhipicephalus sanguineus (brown dog tick)
Lineage: Eukaryota; Metazoa; Arthropoda; Arachnida; Ixodida; Ixodidae
Gene: PAN2
Product: PAN2-PAN3 deadenylation complex catalytic subunit PAN2
Exons: 27
Coding region: 13-3603 (1196 amino acids)
Biological process (GO): nuclear-transcribed mRNA poly(A) tail shortening; mRNA processing
Cellular component (GO): PAN complex; P-body
Molecular function (GO): nucleic acid binding; poly(A)-specific ribonuclease activity; protein binding
Source: RefSeq, a predicted model, not a curated record